Molecule: messenger RNA, 1659 nt
Organism: Adineta ricciae
Lineage: Eukaryota; Metazoa; Rotifera; Eurotatoria; Adinetida; Adinetidae
Source: the annotation of a GenBank genome assembly
AUGGAUGAAAUAUCAUUAGAAAAUGUGUUGAGGCGUUGCGGUGACUUUGGUCGAUUUCAGUUAAUACAUUUCAGCUUAUUAUGUCUGCUCAAUUUCAGCAGUGGUAUGGCCGGAUUUUACUAUGUGUUCGCUCUGGCCGAACCUUAUUUUCGUUGUCGACUUCCAUCGGAUGUUUGGCCGAAUGAUAAUCAAUAUUCUUCGUCGAAUUCGACUCAUCAGCAACUGAUUGAUACAUUGUUAAUGACAUCAUCGAGUUGUAAAUAUACCAAUGGAAGUAGUUGUCAGGAGUUUGUUUUCGAUCGAAGUGUCUAUGGGAAAACGUUUACCGAAGAAGCGAAGUUUGUUUGUGAGAAUGCAAUACGAAAAACUUGGAUUUCGACUGUUUACGAGCUUGGAACGUUUACGGUAUUAAUAACUGGACCUAUCAGUGAUCGAGUUGGCCGUCGAAAAAUGCUUCAGAUAUUAAGCUUGGGAAUGUAUAUCGUCACCGCAAUUACGCAAUUACUUCUUCAAUUUGUCAGUAUGAGUGCAAAUCUAAAAAUCGGUCUUCUAAUGGUCAAUCAAAUAGUAUCUGGUAUUGAUCCAUAUGGCAUCGUCUUUCUUCUUCUCAUGGAAUUAACGUCAUCUUCACACACAAGUUUUGCUGGUGGUGUGUCGAUGGUCGCGUACACAAUAGGAGAAGUCAUGUUUACCGGCUUUGCUUAUGCAGCACGAAACUGGUUGAAUCUAAAAUGGUUUAUGAGUAUUUACUUUGCGGUCACUGUACCUUAUCUUUUCUUCAUUCCUGAAUCACCGUAUUGGCUUUUCAUUCGAAAGAAAUAUGAUCAACUCGAAGUUUGCCUACGAAAAAUUGCGAAAACGAAUCGUCGAGAAGAGAGCGAAUGGCAUCCGAUGUAUAUGCAAUUAGUUGAGCAAUCUCGUUUGGAAAAAACGACCGAGAAGAAAAAGCCCAAGAAGAAAAUCAGUCGAAUUAUUCGUCUUAUACCUCGAUUGUUCAUGUGUGGAUGUAUCGAAUUUGUAACAAUGUUAUUAUAUACAACAAUUUCAUAUGACUUAGGUCAGAAAAGUGAAGCGAUUAGUCCAUACACAAAUUUUAUUAUUGGAGCCGGUGUUGAAGGUCUUGGUUAUCUAGCAGCUGGCCUUUGUAUCAUCACAUUCUUAGGAAGAAAAUAUUCAUUGAUUAUGUUUGUUUUACUAACAGCCGGCGCUGUUUUGGCAAUUCCGUUUGUGACGGGAACUUAUCCGGUUGUAGCUACUGUGAUUUCUCAAGUAGGAAAAUUUGGUGUUAGUGCCGCUGUGUCUGUUUCGUGGCUUUUUGUUCCCGAACUGUUUCCGACAUAUAUGCGUGGUUUGGCGAAUGCUAUAUUCGUGUUUGUUGGCAGUUUUGGUUCCAUGUUAGCACCAAUUAUUGAUACUGCCGUCGGAGAUGAAUAUCAACGAAUUACUAAUUAUGUGUACGCAGGUUUAGCCGUAGUCUUAGCUUGUGUAAUUGCCACGUUACCGGAAACUCGUAAUCGCUCGUUUCAAGAUGGAAAAGAGCAUGACGAAGAGGAUGAUGACGACGACGAAGAAGAAGGUGGAAAUACAAACAAGGCAAUCGAAAAGCCAAAGGACAACGUUGCACUUCAAAAUGAAGGCACUGUAGACGUUAAGUCUUAA